This is a messenger RNA of Acanthopagrus latus (yellowfin seabream), 1758 nucleotides long. It is a transcript of the gene zcchc4, whose product is annotated as zinc finger, CCHC domain containing 4. The transcript is spliced from 13 exons. Gene Ontology annotation, molecular function: rRNA (adenine-N6-)-methyltransferase activity; nucleic acid binding; zinc ion binding. Bases 119 to 1567 code for a protein of 482 amino acids. Gene Ontology annotation, cellular component: nucleolus; cytoplasm. NCBI's taxonomy places the organism in Eukaryota, Metazoa, Chordata, Actinopteri, Spariformes, Sparidae. The record is from RefSeq and is a predicted model, not a curated record. Gene Ontology annotation, biological process: rRNA methylation.
AUGUACGCGACUCGAAACGGCAUGUCUAAAGAUCCAUGCGUGGCUUCCACUUGUCCGGUGCGCCUCUCGUGUCAAACAGUUUAAAGUAAAGUUCGUUAUUUGUGUAAACCCCAGUGACAUGGAUGCGACCGACGCUAACGACGAUACUUUUGGGAUAGACGUCAUAUUUCCAGACGGCGAUAAAACAGCGCCAUGUUGUCCCCACGGGCCAACUUUGCUGUUUGAGAAAGUUGGCAAAGGGGGCGAGAAAGGAAGGAGGUUUUACGCCUGCUCAGCCUGCAGAGACAGGAAAGACUGCAACUUUUUUCAGUGGGAGGAUGAAAAGGUGUCUGAAGCCAGGCAUUUGGCCAGAGAAGAAGUGAACCAGUCAAAAAGACCUCUGUUCACCCAGAAGCAGUACUGUAGCAGGUUCAAAAAGUUUGCCUCGCUCCCGCUGGACGAGAUGAAGUUCUGUCAGGAUUGUCAGCUUCUCCUCCUCCCGGGAGAGCGCGAGGCCCACUCCAAUCACAAAUCCACGGCCGUCACGGCGGCUCAACUGAGGCGACCCAGUGUGCUGCUUCGUCCUCUGGCCAACAAGAAGAGCAACGCCCAGUACCUGUUCACCGACCACAGCUCCCACUUCCUGCUGGACACCCUGGCUGCUCUCGGAUACAGGAAGGUGCUGUGUGUGGGCACGCCCAGACUCCAGGAGCUGAUCAAGUUACGAAAUCUGGAGCAGAAAAACGAGCCAAUCAAGAGCCUGCUGCUGGACAUCGACUUCAGAUAUGCUCAGUUCUACAGCCAGGAUGAGUUCUGUCACUACAACAUGUUCAACCAUUACUUUUUUGAUGGCGAGGCUUCCAGUAAAGUCCUGCAGGCCUUCCUCACAGAGUCCGACGGGGAUAAGGUGGUGAUGGUGGCCGACCCUCCGUUCGGCGGCCUGGUGAAGCCCCUGGCCAACAGUUUCUCUCUGAUCUCGCAGACGUGGAGGAAGCUGCAGAGUCCGGACAGCGGUAGCGCUGACAUGCCCAUGAUUUGGAUUUUCCCGUAUUUCUUUGAGCCGCGGAUCCUGGAGUGUCUCCCCUCAUUUGCCAUGCUGGACUACCAGGUGGACUAUGACAAUCACCCUCUGUACAAACACGGGAAGACGGGCAGGAAGCACUCUCCUGUCAGACUCUUUACUAACAUUUCACCCGGAGACAUCGUCUUGCCCAAGGAGGAGGGCUACAGAUUCUGCUCCCUGUGUCAGAGAUUCGUCUCGUCCCUCAACAGACACUGUGCUAAGUGCAAUGUCUGCCCAUCCAAGGAUGGCCGAGAAUGGAAGCACUGCUCAGCGUGCGAGAAAUGCGUGAAACCAUCCUGGAGACACUGUCAGUCCUGUGGCCGCUGUGCCCUUCCAGACCACCCAUGCGGGAAAGCUCAAGGGAAGGAGGGUUGCUUCAACUGCGGCAGCCUGACGCACAAAUGCAAACAGUGCCCUCUCAAAGGCGCACACAGGGCCAACAGCAGGCAUCGGCCCAAUGCCAAGGGUGGAUUCAAAAAUGUAUCCCGGCCUCGUGUCUUCAAGGCUAAAGCUAAGAGGAAGUGAGGAGCAGCUCGCAGAGCAAAGAAGAUGGCUGCUCUGUCUGUCUGUCUGUCUGACCCCAGCGUAUACGCAGUGUCUUGUCAGUUGUGCAAUCUACAGCAAAGAGGUUUUUUUUUAAAAAUUUAAUCUGAAAUGACUGACUGUUCUUGACCGUGUUGGCAGUUGUAGUAGAAUAAAGUAAUAUCAACAGAGAA